AUUUGUGGCCGAUUUUCCAGCUAUUUUUGCCAAAUAGCAAGCUCCGUGUGCAUCCAGAUUUGCACUAAAACACAUCAAGAAUGCCUCCUAAGUUUGAUCCAAAUGAAGUGAAGUUCGUGUACCUCCGGUGUGUGGGAGGCGAAGUGGGUGCAACGUCAACCUUGGCCCCUAAAAUUGGUCCCCUCGGUCUGUCCCCAAAGAAGGUGGGUGAUGACAUUGCAAAAGCAACGGCAGACUGGAAAGGACUGAAAAUCACGGUUCAGCUGCGAAUCCAGAACCGACAGGCCACAAUUGCCGUCGUCCCAUCGGCGUCGUCGCUCAUCAUUCGUGCCCUCAAGGAACCACCACGGGACAGGAAGAAGGUGAAGAACAUCAAGCACAGCGGCAAUAUCACCUUUGACGACAUCCUGGCCAUCGCACGCACCAUGCGGGAACGCUCAAUGGCCCGGGAGCUUAAGGGGACAUGCAAAGAGAUCCUCGGAACUGCCCAGAGUGUUGGAUGCACCGUCGACGGCCGUAAUCCACACGAUAUAAUCAAUGACAUCAACAGCGGUGCCGUCGAGGUGCCGGCUGAGUAAGCCAGAAGUGAUGAUGUCCAGGAAAUACAAAAUUAAUAAGAAAAUUA
Messenger RNA from Lutzomyia longipalpis, 625 nucleotides. It is a transcript of the gene RpL12, whose product is annotated as 60S ribosomal protein L12. Lineage: Eukaryota; Metazoa; Arthropoda; Insecta; Diptera; Psychodidae. The coding region runs from base 81 to 578 and encodes 165 amino acids. Gene Ontology annotation, cellular component: ribosome; cytosolic large ribosomal subunit. Gene Ontology annotation, biological process: translation. Gene Ontology annotation, molecular function: structural constituent of ribosome; large ribosomal subunit rRNA binding. The record is from RefSeq and is a predicted model, not a curated record. The transcript has 3 exons.